GGGGGCCGGGGCAAGCUGGCAGGCGGCUGACUCCGCCCCUGCGUGGCGCUGCAGGAUGGGCCGCAGUCGCUACCCCUGGCUCGGGCUGCUGUUGGCGGCGGCCGGCACCGGGUACUUCCUGUGCUGGUUCUCGGCAGCUUGGGGAAGUCAGAGCUCCGAGCCUGAGCGGCCCGCGGCCUGCACGCGCCCUCUGGCCGCGGCCCUGCAGCGGCACUCGCGCUUCCAGCAGCUCUUCAAUCUCUCCAGCCCGGUGCUGCUGUGGGGCGGCCUUCUCACCCCGGGGCUCUGGGCCGACCUGAGCCAGCUCCGAGGCCCCUACGGCUGGCGCAGAGUCUCUCUGCAAGCCAUCGCCUCCACCCUGCGCCUUCUGAAUGGCUCGGAGGGCGCGGAGCUGUGGGCUGCGUCCAAGAGGCCGCCCUGCGUUCGGUGUGCCGUGGUUGCCAACGGGGGCAUCCUGAAGGGCUCCCGCCAGGGCCGCCACAUCGACGCCCACGACUACGUCUUCAGAGUCAAUGGUGCUGUGAUCAGAGGCUUCGAGAAAGACGUGGGCACCAAGACCUCCUUCUACUGCUUCACGGUGAACACGAUGAAGAACUCCCUCAACAACUACUGGGACCAGGGCUUCCGCUCCGUGCCAAAAGGACGAGACGUGCGCUACCUCUUCAUCCCUGCGAGCAUCCGGGACUACGUGAUGCUGCGGUCGGCCAUUUUGGGUGUGCCUGUCCCCGAGGGUCGGGACAAAGGCGAUGUGCCUCAGGCCUAUUUUGGACCCGGUGCCGCCGCAGGUAAAUUCAAGCUACUACAUCCAAACUUCAUCCACUACCUGAUAGAGAGGUUUUUGAAUUCGAGCCGUAUUAACAGAGGCGCUAAAGACAUAUACAUCCCUAGUACUGGGGCCCUGGUCCUGCUGACGGCUUUGCAUACUUGUGACGAGGUUAGUGCCUAUGGAUUUAUCACAGAAAAUUACCGGGAAUUUUCUAACCACUAUUUUGACAAAAAAAAGGAGCCACUGAAGUUUUAUGCAAACCAUGAUCUGCAUCUUGAGGCCACUCUGUGGAAAGACUUGCACCAGGCUGGCAUCAUGCAGCUGUACCAGCGCUGACCCCGACCUCCAUGAGCCCUUCGCUUCUUGCAGAGCCUUGGCUCUCAUCCUCUCAGGGGCCAAAACUUUUUCUUUUUUUUAAACCACCUCCACUCUACCUUCCCCCUCUUCCCAAAGGGGGUAGGAAAGGUAGGUUCACAACUCUUAGCAAAGUGAUACAAUGGAUCUUGCAUCUGACUCUUCCAAGACAACCCCCCUCUGGAUCUUACAUGGUCAUUCCAACCUUAGCCAAGGAACAACAGACUGCUUUGCUUGAUUCGUUCUAAAAUGAACGAUACCAUUAAGAAGUAAGAUGUACCCACGAAGAUAACAUGUAUCCUGCCUAGCAGGGGCAGUCAUACCUCAGAGUUUAGCAUCCUGAAGCUAGCAUUUGGUAUUGUGAUAUUUUAGGAAUGUCAGUCCAGCCAUUCCAGACCUAUCACUUAACCAAGAUCAAGCAGCCGUACAGACAAAUGUGCACAGCCUAGCCCCAAAUCUCCCAUUGGCUAUGUCAAGAUUUCAAAUAACACUCCAAAUGAAACCUUCAGCAGUUUAAGGAUAAGCCUUAAGGAUAUUUCUGUAAGAUGUUAAUUCUCUGAGAGUGUGAUCAAUUUGCUUCUGCCUCGUGGGGAGUGGAGCCUUGUCUGAUAAAGUGGGAGCACCAAAAAAAAAAAAAAAAAAAGAAAAAAGAAAAGGCAAUGUAAUUUGAGGGUAAAUAAUGACA
Messenger RNA from Phyllostomus discolor (pale spear-nosed bat), 1805 nucleotides. Its product is annotated as alpha-N-acetylgalactosaminide alpha-2,6-sialyltransferase 2-like. The record is from RefSeq and is a predicted model, not a curated record. Bases 56 to 1102 code for a protein of 348 amino acids. Gene Ontology annotation, molecular function: sialyltransferase activity. The transcript has a single exon. Lineage: Eukaryota; Metazoa; Chordata; Mammalia; Chiroptera; Phyllostomidae.